AUGAACAUUAAGGAAGAAAAAAUAAAAGUAAUUCUCUAAUUUUUAAGAUAAUAUAAAUAUGAUCAAACUUUUUAGAAACUCUAAGAAUAAUCAUAAAUUCAACUUGAUCCUUACAGUUUAGAAUUAAUAACUCAAUCUAUAAAAAAUUAUGACAUAAAAUAAUUAGAAUAGAUUCUGAAUCAAUAUGUAGAUGAAAACACAAAAUAAUAAUGCAUUUUGAAAGUAUUAGAAUAACAAUAUAUUAAAUUACUUAAAUUGCACAAUGUUUAAGAAGCAGUCUAAUUAUUGAGAAAUCAAAUGACAAAAUUUUGUUAAGAUGAAGAUUAAAAGUAUCAAUAUGCUUCCAUGAUUUAUCUGCCAGAACUUAAAGUGAAAUAAGAACAAGAAUUGAUAGAUGAAGUAAUGUAGUUGUGCUAUAAAUAAAUUGGAUUAAUUGAACCCAAUAGAUUGGUGACCAUAAUACAACAAUAAUAAGCCAAACAAAUUUUGGAUUGCCAUUUCCAUAAUAAAUUAGAACAAGAUUACAAAAUCAUCUAAAAGCACUCCUGCAAUUUUCAACUCAACAUCAUCAAACAAAAGAAAAAUAUUAGUUUUUGCCUCUUUUCAUCUAAUGGUCAAUAUAAAGCAUUAGUGCAUGGUCUCUCAAUUUAUUUAUAUUAAUUUGAUAACUAAAUCAAAGAAUAUUAGAAAAAGCCAAGAAAAAUACCAACGGGCCAAACUAGUGUCAUUACAUCAAUAGUAUUCUCACCUUGCAACAAAUACUUAGGAACAUCCUCUGAAGAUUUUACAGUUUUUGUGUAUAAUAUCUAAACAGAAAAAAAAUAUAAACUUGAAGGACACAAUGCCGUAGUUCAAGCGUUCAACUUUGUUUUAUGUGAUUAACAGAAGAAAAAGUAGAAAAAUGAAUAUGACAUCUAUACUAUAUCAAAAGAUGGAUGGCUUUAUGAAUGGAAUGAAAGUGAGAGGAAGGGAGGAUUAAAAAUUGAAGAAAAACUGCUGAAUUUACAUAUUCAUCAAUAAAAGGAACUUUUGCUAUUAACAAGUCAAAAUAAAAUCAGUUUGUAUCAAUUAUAUUCUAAAAAAUAAAUAUCCUAAACUUCAACUAUCAAAAACAAUCAGAAUUCAAUUGUAGAUAAAGACUUUAACUUUGUAUUAUUAUUCGUAAGUGACACUAUAACAUAAUUGCAUUUAUAUUCAAUAUCAGAACUACUGUUGAUUAAAGUAUUCCAACCUACUUCUAGUAUAACUACUCUUAGUACUCAAUUAGACUUUGGAUGCAUGAAUAGUAAUUUAAUAGCUGCUGCGAAUAGUUCAGGGUAGUUGUUAGUUUGGCACAUUCAGAAAUCAAGUUAACCUAUUGAAAUAUUUUAAGUAUCAGAAUAAUAAAAAGAGAUAUCCUGUUUCAAGUUUCAUCCGACCUAAAACUAACUAUAUGUUUAUUAGCAAAAGGAUGUGAAAAGGCAAUCCUCUUAAUAACAGUAAGUUUCUGAAGACAUUAGGGCUUAAUUCCUUUAAUAAAGGCAUUAAUUCCAAAGACAUCCAUGGGGGAUGCAAUAAAUUUUAAAUUUUUUAUAGAGAAUUGCUAGGUAAGAGUAAAUGAGUAGCAAUUAAUCAUCAAUGUAAGAGGAAGACAAGGGUAGUAGUGAUGAGGAUCUGUGA
Messenger RNA from Paramecium tetraurelia, 1659 nucleotides. RefSeq lists its product as uncharacterized. The transcript has 3 exons. The record is from RefSeq and is a predicted model, not a curated record. Lineage: Eukaryota; Ciliophora; Oligohymenophorea; Peniculida; Parameciidae. Gene Ontology annotation, molecular function: protein binding.